GGUGCAAAACCUUAUAACGAAACGGCAUGUACGGAUUUUAAUAUGUUCCAAAAGCGCGGGAAAAUUUGAUAGCUCAAUAAUAAUGUCUAAACGUAAAGGUCUAAGUGUUGAAGAGAAGAGGCGUAGAAUGAUGGAGUUCUUCUUUGAGAAGAAAGAUUUCUUCCAGCUGAAGGAGUUGGAACGACAGUGUCAGAAAGAGAAAGGGAUUACGUCCAUGUCAGUAAAGGAGAUUCUCACUAGUCUUGUUGAUGACGGUAUGGUAGACACAGACAAGAUUGGUACUUCUGUAUACUUUUGGGCAUUCCCCAGCAAAGCUAGUCAAAACCGAAAAAGGAAAAUAGAUGACUUGGAAGCUAGACUGGCAGAUGCUGAAAGUAAAAAACUUAACUUAAUGGAUGCAGUAGAAAAGGCUAAAGUGGGUAAAGAAGAGUCUGAUGAUAGAGAUGAGAUUUUGUCAAGACUGAGUGAGAUGCAAGGGGAGAAAACUCGGAUGGAAGCAGAACUUGAGAGAUACCGUGAGUGUGACCCUGACGUCAUUGAAGAGCUCAAACAAGAGACAAAAAUAGCCAAAGAGGCUGGUAAUCGAUGGACAGACAAUAUAUUCUCAACAAAGUCAUGGAUAAAGAAAAAGUUUUGUUUUGAAGAGUCCGUAAUAAACAAACAGUUUGAAAUACCAGAAGAUUUAGAUUACCUGGAAUGACAUUUUAUAUUUCUUACAUUGUUUAUUUUAUUUGUUCAUGUUAUGUUCAUGUAAAAAAAUGUUCAUGAAAUCACUUUAUUUUACAAUAAAUUUGUUACAUUUCUUAAAACUUUACAAAGAUUGUAAUUUGAUUUUUGUUAUAAUCUUGAAAAACCUUUACUUAG
Messenger RNA from Ruditapes philippinarum (Manila clam), 864 nucleotides. RefSeq names its product meiotic nuclear division protein 1 homolog. Gene Ontology annotation, biological process: reciprocal meiotic recombination. The coding region runs from base 83 to 700 and encodes 205 amino acids. The record is from RefSeq and is a predicted model, not a curated record. The transcript has 6 exons. Gene Ontology annotation, molecular function: double-stranded DNA binding. Gene Ontology annotation, cellular component: nucleus. NCBI's taxonomy places the organism in Eukaryota, Metazoa, Mollusca, Bivalvia, Venerida, Veneridae.